This is a messenger RNA of Nerophis lumbriciformis (worm pipefish), 567 nucleotides long. The record is from RefSeq and is a predicted model, not a curated record. NCBI's taxonomy places the organism in Eukaryota, Metazoa, Chordata, Actinopteri, Syngnathiformes, Syngnathidae.
AUGAGUACAAUGUUUGCGGACACGCUCCUCAUCGUCUUCAUCUCCGUGUGCACCGCGCUGCUAGCCGAAGGAAUCACGUGGGUGCUGGUGUACCGCACGGACAAGUACAAGCGGCUCAAGGCGGAGGUGGAAAAGCAGAGCAAAAAACUGGAGAAGAAGAAGGAAACCAUCACGGAAUCGGCGGGACGCCAGCAAAAGAAGAAGAUCGAGAGACAAGAAGAGAAACUCAAGAACAACAAUCGGGAUUUGUCCAUGGUGCGCAUGAAGUCCAUGUUCGCCAUCGGCUUCUGCUUCACCGCUUUGAUGGGCAUGUUCAACUCCAUUUUUGACGGGCGCGUGGUGGCCAAGCUGCCCUUCGUGCCGCUCUCCUACAUCCAGGGCCUGUCGCACCGCAACCUGCUGGGCGACGACUACACCGACUGCUCCUUCAUCUUCCUCUACAUCCUUUGCACCAUGUCCAUUCGACAGAACAUCCAGAAGAUGUUGGGCCUGGCUCCCUCCAGGGCGGCUACCAAGCAGGCGGGGGGCUUCCUGGGACCCCCUCCCCAAGCCGCCAAGUUCUCCUGA